CUUCUCGUCUUGGUAACAACUGUAGAAGUGUGGGAGGUAAUGAGGUAACCCGCAACUCUUAUUGCUUCAUUCUCCUGGUAUCCUCUCAACCAAGAACUCCACCUAGACAUAGCUAAGAUGGCUCCCCUCGUGCUUCUAGUCUUCGGAUACAUCGCUCUGAUUCGGGGCCAAGCAGUUCCUACCUACGAUCCUCAUUUACCCAUUCAGCUUCCAACGCAGUCUACCUCUACAGUCACCGAAAAGACUACUGUAACUCAUACACUGAGGGAGACCACCACGUCAGACGUGUGGGUGACUGAUCAAACAGUUGUCACAUUGACAGUAACGCAAGCAUCCACUCAAUGGGACUUCUUGCCUCAACAGCCACAAACAGUAACCUCUGUCAUGAGAAUCACUUCCACACCGGUAGUGGUAGUGACCGCUACAGCUGUAACCAACUCGGUGAGAACAGUGGUGUCAGUCUUCAGUCAGUUCGUCACUGUUACAGACACUGUAAAAUACUGGCAAACAAUAACUCACGUUGCAGUCUCUCACGAGAUUCAGACUGUUCCUGUUGUCACUACACAAGAACUACUACAAGAGAUAAUAACUACUGUUACACAGAUUUUAACUACUACAGUUACUUCGACAACUGCUCGCUUCUAUAAUUGAUUUCUUGCUUCUACUGGAUGAAGACUUAAAUCUGACGUUAUUACUGUAUUUAAAUUAAAUUUUGCACUGAA
Messenger RNA from Cherax quadricarinatus, 722 nucleotides. RefSeq lists its product as uncharacterized. Lineage: Eukaryota; Metazoa; Arthropoda; Malacostraca; Decapoda; Parastacidae. The record is from RefSeq and is a predicted model, not a curated record.